CAAUGCAAAGAGAUUCUCCACUGUCGGUGGCAUCCAUCCGCCGAAACAAGCUUUGAACCAUUCGACGAACCGCAUGAUUAGCCAAACUGAUUUUACAGUCGCGCGAUCCGACCACCUUAACCUCUCCAAAACUUCGACUCAUCGUCUUAUCUCCUGCCUUUACACCCUUUUCUUGGCAAGUCUUGUCGGAUCGUCUGUCGGCCCCGUUUCCUGGGCCGAGCAAGAACCGUUUCUUGGGCUCGAGCCCGGGGACUCCGUCCUCGUCGGAGGGCUCCCGGCGGCCGUCGGCGCGCCAGGUCAACGGGGAGCGGGAGAAUCCGAGGUAACCACUGCCCCCGACGAGACGAAAGGGGCCGCUGUUGUUUUGGCUGCGACAACCCGGGAUCAACUUCUUUUUUCUUCCCGAUAAACGUACGUUACAGUGGCUGUCGGCUUCUGCUGAUUGGGUAGGAAGGAAAAGAUCCCGUCUUGCGCGGUCAUCAUUAUCUUCUUGGUUUUGGGUCGGGGCGAAAAUAUGGUGUUGAUCAGUAGCUCGAGUACGGUUUGGAUCCGCCACAUUCUCGCUUGUAUGGGUGGUUGCUUUGGGUGCUAUUCUAAGCCCACACCAAUCAUAGCUGUGGAUGAACCGAACAAGGGGCUUCGAAUUCAAGGGCAGACUGUGAAGAAGCCCAGUUUUUCCGAUGAUUUCUGGAGCAGCAGCACCUUUGAUGUGGAUAAUGGAGCUUUGCAAUCUCAGAGAAGCUUGUCGUCAAUCAGCACAUUGACUCUUAAUCAGAGCAACGAUUCUGAGUUUGUAAAUCACGGCCUUAUAUUAUGGAAUGAGAGCAGGCUGCAAUGGAUUGGAAAUGGGAGCUCCAGGAAUCAAAAUAAACAGAAGCGUGGGCGUACAUUGAGUUGGAAUACCACUUAUGAAAGCGUACUUGCUAGGAGAACUCCUUUCGCCAGGCCUGUCCCUUUAUCGGAAAUGAUAGAAUUCCUGGUUGAAGCCUGGGAGCAGGAGGGCAUGUAUGACUAAGAAAGUAUGUCGCCGAGAAGUUCCAUGUGUGUAGCCUGCAUUGAUUCGUGAUCUUACUCAGCCUCUUUAAUGUAACACAAGAAACAGCUGAUGAUGUGAAGAAAGGUCUCUGUCUCAGUUCUAACACCCGCUGUGAUUCUGCCCAGGUCUGCUUGAACUUUUAUGUUCUCCAUGCCGGACGCUGACCAUGUGCUGUUGUAUAUCUGAUUUGGAAUGUACAGAUUAAGCUUGUUGGUUGUUGUAUAUUAGCAUAAGAUGCCGUCAGUUGCUGAACCUGGCGGGCGGUGUAAUAUGAUGUAACGCUUGGUGGGUGCAGUAUCAACUAUCAAGAUUGGAAAGCAGAUGAUGUUGUCGCCGUUCCGAUUUUGUAGUGGCUAGGGAAGCUAUGUUUGUGAAUCUUGGUUAAGUUGCAGUGGGCCGUAGGUGUACGACAUGUGGAAAUGCCGCAAAAGGCGAUGAGAUGACGCGACCGACGAUCCUGAAGCUUUCAGGGAUAAGAAAAGCUGUCGCGGAAACUCGCUUUGAAAAUUCAGCAGAGCAAUUCGGUUUGUUUUGGAGGAGUUAACGGUGUUCAAUAUGACGGCAUGUUGGUGCCGCUAUACUUGAAAAGGAUGACAAUUGCAUUGUGGACGGUGGUGUGGCGUCUUCAGAAGCAAAUCUUUCUUCUUAACAGUUCUCCAAUGUUAUAAUUACCGGUUUGGUCCA
Eucalyptus grandis is the source of this 1720-nucleotide messenger RNA. RefSeq lists its product as hypothetical. The record is from RefSeq and is a predicted model, not a curated record. Lineage: Eukaryota; Viridiplantae; Streptophyta; Magnoliopsida; Myrtales; Myrtaceae. The transcript has 6 exons. The coding region runs from base 515 to 1015 and encodes 166 amino acids.